Messenger RNA from Tribolium castaneum (red flour beetle), 1549 nucleotides. Its product is annotated as zinc finger protein OZF. The coding region runs from base 183 to 1520 and encodes 445 amino acids. The record is from RefSeq and is a predicted model, not a curated record. Gene Ontology annotation, cellular component: nucleus. Gene Ontology annotation, molecular function: zinc ion binding. Lineage: Eukaryota; Metazoa; Arthropoda; Insecta; Coleoptera; Tenebrionidae. The transcript is spliced from 2 exons.
UCAGGGGGCCCAAGAGCUUGAUAAAACGCCCAGUUUGAAAUAGUUGUGUCUUUAAACCAGUCGGUGUUGCUUUUUUUGUACAUUAUUACAAGAAAAUCGAAAUUGGGGAAUAAUUUUGUGCGCUAGGUGGCGCGGCGGUUUGACAUGAGUAAGUGAGGUUAUGUCGUUACAGGAGCCCCAAAAUGAGUCUCACUUUCACCUGCAACAUUUGCGUAAAAUUCGUUGCCAGCGUAGCCCCUGUCUGCGGUGUUGGCUGCAACGGUACAACCUAUCUCACGAAACUGCAGGCUGUGGUCCCCGAAGUGGAGUGGUCGCCGAACUACCGUAUAUGUCGGUCGUGUGAGUCCGAAUUGGACGCAGCUUACGAGUUCCGGGAACGUAGCAUUCGGCUUGAUUUCGAGCGCCAGGUUAUGGGCCCCCCUGAGACAACACGUCCAAUUUACCCGUGUUACACUUGCGGUGAAUUAUUCGUGGAUGGCCAACAGUUGUCCGAACACGUUGAUGGCCACCAUCCUGCAGUCGAAGAUGUUGAAAUUAUUUCAAAUCAAGCUCAGAUUUGGUCCGAGCAUAUGUACGCCAAACAGCGCAUUGGAGGCGAAGAUAUCGCUUGCGAGAAUUGCCCUCAGAAAUUCAUGACUCGGAAAGAACUGGAAAAACAUGUUCCAAUUUGUGCCGAAUUGAAGCUUAAAGUGGGGUCCUGUCAAGUGUGUGGUGCAACUGGCGAGACGACGAACGAUGUUGUCGAGCAUUGUAUUAACGUGCACAACCUCGAUAAGCAGGAAAUCAAACCGUUCCUGUGCGAUAAAUGCCCCAAACGUUUCGCGCGCUGGUAUCUUUUACAAGGACACCAAAGACAGCAUUCGGAAAAAAGAGACUUCGUUUGUAUGCAUUGUGGGCGCGCUUUUAAAACGAAAAUCGCGGUCGUACACCACGAAGAAGGUCACGUGAGUGUACGAAACUACAAAUGCGAGUUGUGUAAUAAAACCUUUAAAACAAAAUUGAGUCUCUGCGCUCACGUGAGAGUGGUCCAUUUCGGCCGUGAGAAGGAUUUCGCGUGUCAUUUGUGCAAGAAGCGACUUUUAACGAAACAUUCUCUUGGCAGACACAUCAGGAGACACAAGGGCGAAAAAACUUUCAACUGUCACCUGUGCAGCAGCUCGUUUUUUUCACAACCCGAGCUCACAAAUCAUGUCAAACGGCACGCUUUCCUCAAGGAAAUUAAUCCGUUUAAGUGCCAACACUGUGAUAAAUCUUACAAAUUAAACGUUUCGUAUAAAUUGCAUCUAAGGCGCAAUCAUGGCAUAGGCGACGCCAAAUUACCGGAAAAAAAGCACGGAUGUGGAGUUUGUGCCAAAAAAUUCCACACUAAAACCCACCUUAAAGAGCACGUCCGUAGACAUGUGGGGACUAAUCGGCACCAGUGCGAAGUCUGCGGCAACAAAUACUCCGACAAGGGGGCACUUACUUCCCAUAGGAGGAACAAGCAUGAAACGGAACCGCCCGGCAUUAAUCUGUUAUAAUACCGAAGAAAAUAUACUGUUGUUUUGAA